Molecule: messenger RNA, 462 nt
Organism: Biomphalaria glabrata
Lineage: Eukaryota; Metazoa; Mollusca; Gastropoda; Planorbidae
Exons: 1
Coding region: 1-462 (153 amino acids)
Source: RefSeq, a predicted model, not a curated record
AUGGGAACAAGUCACCCAAGCCAAACAAAAAGAAGCUCCAGAAAGAACCAGCCACUCGAGCCAAACAAAAAGAAGCUCCAGAAAGAACCAGCCACUCGAGCCAAACAAAAAGAAGCUCCAGAAAGAACCAGCCACUCGAGCCAAACAAAAAGAAGCUCCAGAAAGAACCAGCCACUCGAGCCAAACAAAAAGAAGCUCCAGAAAGAACCAGCCACUCGAGCCAAACAAAAAGAAGCUCCAGAAAGAACCAGCCACUCGAGCCAAACAAAAAGAAGCUCCAGAAAGAACCAGCCACUAGAGCCAAACAAAAAGAAGCUCCAGAAAGAACCAGCCACUCGAGCCAAACAAAAAGAAGCUCCAGAAAGAACCAGCCACUCGAGCCAAACAAAAAGAAGCUCCAGAAAGAACCAGCCACUCAAGCCAAAGACAAAAUACAAUGACGCUAACGGAGAACGUCUUUAG